AUGAUCUGCAUGGGAGAUGGGAUACAAGUGAUGAGCUGUGUCCAAGGCGAGCAGUUGGAACAGAGACGCCUCAUGGGUAGAAGAAACUUAAGCCCAGAAGUAUUAAGAAAUUUCCUCUCAGAGAAGAAAACCAUUUCCUAUUCUGCUUGUCUGGUGCAGUGUUACUUCUUUAUCGCCUUGGUCCAUGUGGAGAUCUAUAUCCUGGCCGUGAUGGCCUUUGACCGGUACAUGGCCAUCUGCAACCCUCUGUUUUAUGGCAGCAAAAUGUCCAAGAGUGUCUGUACAUCCCUCAUCACAGCGCCUUAUGUGUAUGGAGCUCUCACUGGGCUGAUGGAGACCAUGUGGACCUACAACCUGGCCUUCUGUGGCCCCAAUGAGAUUAACCACUUCUACUGUGCUGACCCUCCACUGAUUAAGCUGGCUUGUUCUGACACUUACAACAAAGAGACAUCAAUGCUUGUUGUGGCUGGGUGUAACCUUUCCUUUUCACUCCUCAUUAUCCUUGUUUCCUAUUUUUAUAUUUUUCCUGACAUCCUGAGGAUCCGCUCUACAGAGGGCAGACACAAAGCUUUCUCUACCUGUGGUGCCCAUCUGACAGCUGUCAGCAUAUUCUAUGCAACUCUUUUUCUCAUGUAUCUCAGACCCCCCUCAAAGGAAUCUGUGGAACAGGGGAAAAUGGUGGCUGUAUUUUAUACCACGGUUAUCCCCAUGUUGAACCCCAUGAUUUAUAGCCUUAGAAAUAAAGAUGUGAAAGAAGCAUUUACCAAAAGGUUGUUGAGAAAAAAACUACUUUCUUAA
This is a messenger RNA of Loxodonta africana (African savanna elephant), 798 nucleotides long. RefSeq names its product olfactory receptor 5M8-like. The record is from RefSeq and is a predicted model, not a curated record. The transcript is spliced from 3 exons. NCBI's taxonomy places the organism in Eukaryota, Metazoa, Chordata, Mammalia, Proboscidea, Elephantidae. Gene Ontology annotation, cellular component: membrane. Gene Ontology annotation, biological process: sensory perception of smell; G protein-coupled receptor signaling pathway. Bases 1 to 798 code for a protein of 265 amino acids. Gene Ontology annotation, molecular function: odorant binding; olfactory receptor activity; G protein-coupled receptor activity.